CUCGAAUGUCUGCCAACAGGAUAGUUGGGCUGUGCACUUUUGCAACUGUUACUACUUUCCAUAACAGGCAGGCUGACUUAGAGGCUCCUUGUACUGUACACAGUACAGCAGGGUGGCAGGGAUUUCUGCACUCAAGGUCUCUUUCUCCCAGUCAGCUUCAGCUCCAGGACCAUGGCACAACAGAGUCCUACCGACCCCACGAAAAUGGGAGUGGGUCGGGCAAUUGCCGUGCUUACCUCCGGAGGCGAUGCCCAGGGUAUGAAUGCAGCUGUGAGGGCCGUAGUCCGAGUGGGAAUUUACACUGGAGCCAAGGUCUUCUUUGUGCAUGAGGGUUACCAGGGUCUAGUAGAUGGAGGAGACCAUAUCCGCCCUGCUACAUGGGAGAGUGUGUCAAUGAUGCUGCAGCUGGGUGGGACUGUGAUCGGCAGUGCCCGCUGUCAGGAUUUCCGAACCAAGGAAGGUCGCACAAAGGCUGCUUGUAACUUAGUCAAACUGGGCAUCACCAACCUGUGUGUGAUUGGAGGUGAUGGCAGCUUGACGGGUGCAAACCAAUUCAGAACAGAGUGGAGCGAGCUGCUGGCAGACCUUGUUAAAGCCGGUAAGAUCACGGCAAAUGAGGCCAAGUCCGCUUCCCACCUUAACAUUGUUGGCAUGGUGGGCUCCAUUGACAAUGACUUCUGUGGAACUGACAUGACCAUCGGCACUGAUUCUGCCCUCCAUCGCAUCAUAGAGAUCGUUGAUGCCAUCACCACCACCGCACAGAGUCACCAGAGGACCUUCAUCCUGGAGGUAAUGGGCAGGCACUGUGGUUACCUGGCUUUGGUGACAGCUCUAGCCUGUGGUGCUGACUGGGUGUUCAUCCCAGAGAUGCCCCCAGAUGAUGGAUGGGAGGAGCAUCUGUGCAGAAGACUGACAGAGCAACGAGGCCGUGGCUCCCGCUUGAAUAUUAUCAUUGUUGCAGAGGGAGCGAUGGACCGCCAAGGUAAACCAAUCACCUGUGACCAUGUCAAACAGCUGGUAUCAAAGAAACUAGGUUUUGACACCCGCACCACCAUCUUGGGCCACGUGCAGAGAGGAGGAACUCCCUCUGCCUUUGAUAGAAUCCUGGCAAGCAGAAUGGGAGUGGAGUCAGUUAUGGCUCUGCUGGAGGCCACACCAGAGACUCCUGCUUGUGUGGUCAGCUUGUCGGGAAACAUGGCUGUCAGACUUCCGCUCAUGGAGUGUGUGCAAGUGACCAAAGAUGUCACAACAGCCAUGGCUGAGGGGCGGUAUGAUGACGCGGUGAAGCUCAGGGGAAAGAGUUUUGAGAACAACUGGAACACUUACAAGAUGCUGGCUCAUGUCCGCCCCCCAGAGGCAAAGAGUAAUAUCAACAUCGCCAUACUGAAUGUGGGAGCUCCGUGUUCUGGAAUGAAUGCUGCAGUUCGUUCAGCUGUGAGGACUGGACUCCUCCAGGGCCACCAGAUGAUGGCUGUGCAUGAUGGCUUCGAUGGCUUGGCCCAUGGAGUGAUUGAGCCCAUUGGCUGGUCUGGAGUGGCAGGAUGGACUGGAAAGGGGGGCUCCUUCCUGGGCACAAAGAGAUCCCUGCCUCAGGAGUUCAUGGAGGAGAUCAGCCUCAGCAUCACUAAGUUCAACAUUCAUGCUCUAAUCAUUAUUGGAGGCUUUGAGGCAUUUAUGGGAGGUCUGCAGUUGGUGCAAGCUAGAGAGAAAUAUGAGGAGCUGUGUAUCCCACUCGUUGUUGUUCCCGCUACUGUGUCCAACAAUGUUCCUGGAUCUGACUUCAGCAUUGGUGCUGACACUGCCCUCAACACCAUAACUAUGACUUGCGACAGGAUCAAGCAAUCUGCUGCUGGAACCAAGAGAAGAGUAUUCAUUAUAGAGACUAUGGGAGGAUACUGCGGCUAUCUGGCGACCAUGGCUGGAUUAGCAGGUGGAGCUGAUGCAGCCUAUAUUUAUGAAGACCCUUUCAACAUUCAUGACUUAGAGCUAAAUGUGGAACAUCUGGUGGAGAAGAUGAAGACUACAGUGAAGAGAGGACUCAUUCUGAGAAAUGAGAAGUGCAAUGCAAACUACACCACUGACUUUAUCUUCAACCUGUACUCAGAGGAGGGGAAGGGCGUGUUUGACUGCAGGAAGAACGUCCUUGGGCAUAUGCAGCAGGGUGGAACACCGAGUCCUUUUGACAGGAAUUUUGGCACAAAGAUGGGGAUGAAGUCUGUCCUGUGGUUGACUGACAAGCUGAAGGAAUGCUACAGACAUGGUCGCAUCUUCGCCAACUCUCAGGAUUCAGCCUGCGUGUUGGGCAUGAGGAAGAGGGCUUUGGUUUUUCAGCCUCUGGCAGAACUGGCAGAACAGACUGACUUUGAUCAUCGUAUUCCAAAGACACAGUGGUGGCUAAGGCUGAGGCCCAUCUUGAAAAUCCUGGCCAAGUACAAGGUCAGCCUGGACACCUCUGAAAAGACUGCAAUGGAGCAUGUCAUCAAGAAGAGAGGCUUAGUUAAACAGUAGUUCAGCUGUGGGAUUAUUUAUGAUAAGGCAUGGGCACAUGACCUGACUGUCUUCUUUGAAAGCACUUUGUAAACCAUGUUUAAGGAGAGUGCAAUAUAAAUAAAGAUAUUAAUUUUAAAAAA
This is a messenger RNA of Oreochromis niloticus (Nile tilapia), 2630 nucleotides long. RefSeq names its product phosphofructokinase, muscle b (gene pfkmb). The record is from RefSeq and is a predicted model, not a curated record. NCBI's taxonomy places the organism in Eukaryota, Metazoa, Chordata, Actinopteri, Cichliformes, Cichlidae. Bases 172 to 2508 code for a protein of 778 amino acids. Gene Ontology annotation, cellular component: membrane; 6-phosphofructokinase complex; cytoplasm. The transcript has 22 exons. Gene Ontology annotation, biological process: fructose 6-phosphate metabolic process; fructose 1,6-bisphosphate metabolic process; canonical glycolysis. Gene Ontology annotation, molecular function: 6-phosphofructokinase activity; fructose-6-phosphate binding; identical protein binding.